AUUGACGUAAGUUGGCGAUAUAUAAGUACCGCGCCGGCACCUGCUGCGCAUUCGAAGACUGGUCUCCUUCUGGAGUGGCUAAGUGUGACGCAGAGUCCUGCAAAAACCAAAUAUGGUGUCCGCAGCUCUUGUGCUUCUCACGGUAUCGAUACUAGCAGUCCACGGGAAAAACGUGUCUACAGACGGCCCUAUAAUUCCGCCAGGAUGUGAGGGAAAGACGCUCUGUGACAUUAAACCAGCUGAUUACCCACAGGAGGAGAUCGAUAAUUACAUCAUCAAUAACCCGGAUUUCCACAAACGCCUAAAGAGGGAGUUUUUUAGUAAAAAUCUAAACCCAGUGUCGCUUGAAGAAGUUGAUAGCACUAGAGGGAACUGCCCAACGAAAUUCGAGUCCACAAAACCAUUCCAGGACUUUAAUCCAAACACCUUUCCCAAAGUAAUCGUGCAAUCUCAGUUUCACGAACAGAUAAUACAACAAGUAACAUGCAGUACAUCUUCGGAGAGUACUGAUGAGAAUCAAUGCUUUGGCGAAUUAAUAAAAGGUAGUAAUAUAAAAACUAAGUGCAUACCAAGAACCAAAAGGCAUACGUUCAUCAUAUAUGAUCCUGAAAAAGGGGACAUGGCCUUAGAAUAUGCAGAUAUUAAUGUAGAUUGCAUCUGUGCAGAAUAUGAUAAUUUUGAAUAAAAGUCGUCACGAAUCACUACCAUACAUUCCGUAAAACCAUCAGGGUUUGAACUUUUGAUACAGAUUUGCGUCACAUGAUGUGCGUUUUGCUGUCACAAUUUCUUCGUCAAUAUUUCAAGUGUUCAGAACCGACUUAAAUUUAUAAGGUUUUAUAUCCGUUUUCUUUUAAUACAUAAUUAUUAUGAUCAUUGUACCCACCUCUGUACCAAUAAAGCAUUUCAUUACUGAA
Messenger RNA from Cydia pomonella (codling moth), 914 nucleotides. RefSeq lists its product as uncharacterized. The transcript is spliced from 6 exons. Lineage: Eukaryota; Metazoa; Arthropoda; Insecta; Lepidoptera; Tortricidae. Bases 113 to 685 code for a protein of 190 amino acids. The record is from RefSeq and is a predicted model, not a curated record.